UUGCCGCGAAACGUUCCAAACGAACCAAAACCUUCAACAGUUUUCCAAGUACGAAAUGGAAAGUUUCCUGAAUUGAUUCGAAUGGCAACUAAAUCGAUCGACAAAAUGAAAUAUUUCAAGCGGAGCUUCCUCUUCUUCUUAUUCGUUCUGUAUGAUCUCAUGACUGGUUCUCUAACCGAGGAGAUAACGUUGAACGUCAACUUGAAAGAACCCAUCGCUGUAACCGAUGAGAAGUUCCUCAGUCUUACCAUUGAUCCAGUAACCCUAUUAGCCGGGAAUGCGCUAAGCACGGAUUUCGAGAGAAGCAUAAACAUGGCUAAAGCCUUAGGUCCUGCAUAUUUACGAUUCGCCGGGCCAAAUUCUCUUCCCUACUUUGGCGAUAAGGAUUCUCAAGACAAAGAGGAUAACAAAAAAACAACACUAUCUGCGUCAGAUUGGGUUGUAAUCCAUCAGUGGGCAGGAAAGGCAGGAUUGCAUGUGAUCGACUGCAUUUCGCCAGACAAUCGACAAAAGGAAUCGGAGGAACCCCAAGAUCCUGAAGAAAUAAUUUCUUUCAGCGACCAUAUGCAUUUUAACGCGAGCUGGCAACUAGGAUAUGAAUGCCAAAUUAGAUGCGAUCUAUCAGCUGGUGAUUUAGGAAGACAGACGAUGGCUUUGCGAAAAGUACUCAACGAAUUUCCUAGAUAUUCGAACAGCAUCGUUGCUGGCCCCGAUGUCGUGGCUUAUAACACCGAUAAACAACGAAAAUAUCUUCGAGAUUACUUCAGCGUCGCCGCGCCUGCACUUUCGGCGAUCACCUGGCAUCCCCUGUUUGACAGCAUCACUUUGGGAAAUGGAGGAGCUUUCAUACAUCAGGAUAAUUUAGAGCAGGAUAAAGAAGAGAUGUUCAGAGUUAUAGGUCGUUUCAUACAGAAUAAACCAUUAUGGAUUGCCGAGUCCAAUCCAGAAGAAUGCAAAAAUUUAUUCAUCGGAGCGCUGGUUCUGACAAGAAGACUAGGAAACGCUGCAAAGAUAAAUGUAAAGACGUUCAUGAGGCAACCAACAGACCUGACACGACCGAUGCCAGAUUACUGGGUGUCAUUGCUUCACAAGACUCUCGUUGGACGAGAAGUAUUCGAUGCAAAGAUUCGAACCAGCAACGAGAAUCACAUCUACCUGUAUUGCCAAUGCGCGAAAGCUUCGAAUAAAUACGAGAAAGGAUCCAUCGUGAUCUUUGGUGUGAAUUUAAGUCCUGAAGAUGCCACGAUUAAUUUCCAAGCAGCCAAAAUUACCACUGUUCACGAAUACGUUCUUUCGCCGGGUUUCGAUGCUGCUAACAGAAUGUUUGCCGAAACUAUUUUCUUAAACAAUAAAUUGCUGACUUUAAUCAACGACACGGUUCCUGAGAUAUAUCCAAAUGUUUUGAACGAUACAAAAGGCGUGGAUCUUCGCCUGCAGUCGGGCGAUAUUGGUUUUUGGGUUGUUCCUGAUCUACAGGUAAAAUCUUGCAUGGAGAGCGACGUAACGCAAAAGAAGGAAACUCCCGUAGAAACAGAAAUUCUACGAAACCUGAGAAAGGCGAAGGAUGUAAGAAUACACGUGACCAGAUCUGUGAAAGAUCAAGCAACCAUAAAAAAAGAAAAACGAAGACAGAGAAGUAACAUCGCAAUAUAUAAGUCGAAUAUAAAAAGGGAACUCAAAAGACUGAGGAGAUUCGUGAAAAAGAAAUUGGACGAUUACGAGAGUAGAUCGCUACUGAAUAUCAGAGGAUUAUCUAACGAGGAAAAUAGCGAAAUCUCGAAGCAACCUGAAGAAAGCGUACAAGAUGGAUUACAAGAAUUCAAGGAACAUCUUUUGCGUUUCAAAAACCUAAUGGAUUCGAGCGAUACGAGGAUUGAACUGAAAAAACCGAUAAGCGAUCUCAUCACAGACGCGAUUUCUCUAAUGUCGAAGAUACAGAAUACUCUAAGAAGCAUGAAGAGUAAAACCGAAAGCAACGAAAACCGAGUAAAAUCAUCUCGCAGCGUAAAAGAGUCUCUGAAUACUUUGUACGAUCGUUUGACUCGCACUGACUUGGACGAGUCGAUCGAUCCUCAAGAGAGCAAGAUGGAUCAAGCAUCUAAAAGGACUAAGAGGGAUCUACUCGCCGAGAUUGGGGAAUCUGUGGACAGUCCUUUACGAAAAGGACCCAGAGACGACGACGUCAAAGAACGUAAACGUGAUUCAAAGAUUGGAUGGUUGAAGAAUAUUAAAAAAAAAACGCGACCGAGUCUCGUGCAAUUUGAAAGCGACGACAGUGAAGAAAGCACUUUACGGAAGAUUUUUGAUAUAAAUCCGGUGGAAAAUUUUUCAAACGACCAUGUAUUUUUUGAAGAUUCAUCUCUAAACAGAGACUAUGAUUACGUCUCUGCUGGAAACUCUCCUUUGAAUAAAGAUUGCUCGAGGAACGAUGAGCAGAGAAAUCGAAAGAUCGAAGGAAAUUCUCGGAAUAAACCUUCGAAGAUGGAUUACCUGAACGAUCAUCCAUGGACUGAACUUGAUGACACUGAUGAUUAUCCUUUUUACGAUCCCAUAGAUUUCAUCGAAGACUCAAGGCCCUGGAAUGAUCCAAUGGAAGUAGCUUUGGGAGACUCUACCGAACUGUCGGAAGAGCAAAUCUAUGAACCUUUGAACAAUAAUGAGUUUGACAAUGAGAACGAAUCUAGAAUCAUAGGAAUUGAAUCAAACGAAGAUGACGAAGCUCAGGAUGACUAUUACGAAUCCAAUAAUUUUCCAAGGAAUCAUAGACUCGUAUAUGGCCCUUUGGUCGAUCCUGAUGCAUUUAUUAUGAAAACCUAUGGGUCUGGAAAAAAUAACAGAGCUGGUAAUGAGAAGGAAUUUAGGGUCGUAGGAAGCCAAUCAAACAGAGUUCAGAGAGUACAGGGCGAUAAAAGUAGAUUAAAAGGAAUGGAUGAUUACUACGAAUGUACUGAUUUUCCUAAAAACCAUAGACCCACAUAUGGCCCUUUAAUCGUACCAGACGCAACCAUUCUUCGAUAUACUUUGACUAGACAGCCAUCCAAUAAAAGGAAGAAUUACGCAAAUGAAAAAGCUUCUUCUGAUUACUACUUAAGGUCUAUUCUGAAAGGAUUCGAUUUGCCGAUCGAAGCUGAUCAUCCUAGAAAUAAAAAACUUAAAAGAGAGGGCAAAGAUUUGCAGGCUGUACUCGAUCAAGAAAUGAUUAACGAAGACGACGCGAACUCGAAAAAUUGCAACUGCAGAGUCAUCAGACGCUCGAAAGGUCGAUCGAAGAGAGAGGCUAUCGAGUCAAUGGAAUCUGAAAUAGAACAAAUCCCAGAGGAGGUAAGCAUGGGUUUUAGAAAAGACAUAGUUAAAUCAGGUGUACGCGACGAUACAGACGUAGAGGUGUUCUCAGAACUCAGAGAGGAGCUUUUAGAGAAAGUAAAAUCGCAAGCUGAAUCUUCGAACCCGAAGAUUGGUCGAGAUACAAUGACACCGUUACAAAUCGAAGCUAGCACGAAGGAUUUGAAUGCAAAUACAGCUUCAUCGACCCUACGCGAUGAUUCGGACAAAGAAGAAUUUUCAGAAUUCAAAGACUCGCCUGUAGAAAAUGCAAAAUCGUCAAAUGAAUCUGCGAGCAAGAAAAUCGUACAAGAUAGAGAAGAGGCGUCGUCGAAAAUUGAGAAAGAGGAAAAUAAUGGGCCGAAGUUUGAGUCAAAUAUUCCCUCUCUGCAAAACAAAUCAGAUCUUAAAUUUUAUUCCCAAAUCCUACCUAUUGAUCAAUCGACAAUUUUAGACUCGAAAGAACAGACGAGCUCAGCUGGAUCUUUGGAAACAUUGAAACACGACGAGAAAGUGUUUUUUCAUGGGCAAUCCGGCAAAAAGAACGAAGAGAACACAUCGACUUAUACUGCAAGGUAUACUGCGGUUGAUCAAAGAUAUUCUACGCCCGAUCAAGGAUAUUCUACGCCCUUCGUCGUUGAAGAAUUUGCAAAGGAAAAAGGGGAAACUGAGGAGGCUGAAGAAGCUGAGACUCGGAAGGUAGAGAGUUUAAGCACGACAGUCAAGACGGCCACUUUAUCAGAGGAAACUAUCGAGGAAGAAUCUGAAAACAAUUACGAUAACGGUAACGCUGCCGGAGCAAGCUCGAAACGAGAGGUUAAACUGGAGCAAGUUCCCCUUGAAAAAGCGAGGCUCGCAAACCGACCUCGCUCACCUAAACAAAGUAAGAAGCAGACGAAAUUAAAUGUUUCUAAGCCUCAAGAAUCUAAACUAUGGAAGAGGAUAAGAACACUGAAGGGGAUAAGGGAUCUGUUUCGUAAAUUGAAAGAGUCGGGUACUAUGUCUCUCCCAAGGUUGAGAUCGCCCAAGUACGAGGAACAACGAAGAAAUCGAACGGAACGGCUUAAACAAUUACGGAAGAAAUUAAGUGACAAAGCACAAGUGACAUUAAAGAAAUACGAAAAAGGUGACAACGAUACGGUAGAGAAGGAAAAGGGCGAGCAGAAGAGAAAUCUGAGAAGAAGAGAGGUUUGGGAGACGGUCAGAACCAGCGAAGAUUUUGCAGAUAUGAUCGAUCGCGAGAGAUUAGCGUAUAUAUUAAUGUACCCACCAAUGAAACACGAUUUGAGAAGAGAAGCCAUUACGAGCGACGAAGUGGAAACGAUAGAAGUACCAGUAACUGAAAUUAUCAGAGCGAAAAAUGUCAGACAAAGAGUUUCUACUCCUGAUAAUCGAAGAAACUUUCGCGACACUACGAUUAUAGAACAUCCUAAUCCUGAUAAAUUAAAAAAGAAGAUUAUACAAUUGACUAAUUUAUAUCAGAGUAAAAUAUCAAGAGGAGGAAGAUCUGAUGAAACUAAGGGGAAUGAUAAGGUUUAUUUUGCUGUAGUGGAAGACGUAGAAAGACCACGAAUAUUUUAUUACGAGGAAGAUCCGGAAAAUGAAGGGAAGAGGAAUAUGCGGGCACUGACGUCGCGUCCCUUCUACAAUAGCAAGUACAGGCACAAUCGACUGCUACAGAAGCCUUACCGGGAAAGUCUUAAAGCCGCUCAAUAUACCAAGGAAGAAUCAGAUGAGUUCCCCGGGAGCAAAGAAAUAUACAUAAUCGAUCCCUCCGAGUACAAAGGAGGGCAUCCUUCGUUGCAGUUGUACAGUCCAUCGACAUCGAGAACCAAUUCACGGGGAAAGAUCGCUCCGAAAAAUAAGUACGAAGUCAGUUGGGAUCCUAUCUCCAGCUCCGAGCCUUAUAGAAUUCGUCAAACAACUGACAAACGCGAAGGAAGAAUGCCAAGUAAAAAUUCUCAAGAACCGUCGAAGAGCGCUGAAAAACUUUUACAAAUUUUAAUCGAAAACCUCGACUCUGAGACUACUGACAAACUUUUUAAGAAAUUAACAGGACGCAGUGUAGCGGACGACAAAGGCGAACAUUUCGCCAAUUCGAUUUCAAAAUCGAAAAAAGAAACCGGAAGAAGACAGUCAGAGGAAGAUGAGGAAAGUGUGUCUUUGGAUGAUGAUACGCAAGGCACCAAGAGACGGAGGAAAAACUACCGAGAUCUUUCGAAAGAAAAACUAUCGGAAGAAAGUGUAGAAGAGGAUGAGGAGUCCGAAAAAAUUUCUGAAAGUAGAGAGAAUUCUGAGGAAAGUGUGUCUGUGGAUGACGAUACACAAGGCAGCAGGAGACAGAGUGAAAACUAUCGAGAUGUUUCGGAAGAAAAUGUGGAAGAAGAUGAGAAGUUCGACAACAUUUCUGAAAGUAGAGAGAAUUCUAAAGAAAGUGUGUCUUUGGAUGAUAAUAAACAAGGCGGCAGGAGACAGAGAGGAAACUAUCGAGAUGUUUCGGAAGAGGAACUACAGGAAGAAAAUAUCGAUGAGGAUAAAGUAGAUGAAGAGUUUGAAAAAGUUUCUGAAAGUAGAGAGAAUUCUAACCAAAGUAUAUCUUUGGAUGAUGAUACACAAGGCAGCAAGAGACAGAGGGGAAACUAUCGAGAUGUUUCGAAGGAAAAACUGUCGGAAGAAAAUUUGGAUGAAGGUAAAGAAAAUGAGGAGUUCGAAAACAUUUCUGUAAGCAGAAAGAAUUCUAAGGAAAACGUGUCUUUGGAUGAUGAUAGAGAAAACAGCAGGAGACAGAGGGAAAACGUUUCGGAGGAAGAAAUACAAACUGAAAGAGCGGAUAUUUCUGAAACACUGAUUCCUGAAGAAAAUACCACAAACACUAAUAUUUCUGAAGGAGAUUCGGAAGAAGAAGCAACGCACAUACGAAUACGGAGAAAUGCGAAUACCAGAUCAAAAGAAGAAUAUUUGAAGUCUGUGCCUUCGAUUUUAAUGCGUAAAAUAUCGAAAGCAAGCCAGAAGACUGAAUUGGAUAACUAUUUACAUGUAAAACAGAGUCCAGGAAAGAUCUCUGGUGAAAAUCCAUCUAAACUGAGAAUUGGAAAAGCGAAAGAACGUUUCAACGUAGUUCCUGACAAAAAAUUCUACGGUACAGCGGUAGCAAAUAUAAAGAAACAGAUUUAUUUAACGAAAAGAAGCAAUAACGAUGAAUUUAAAAAAUAUCAAUAUUUUCCUAAAAAUCUGAAAAUUACAAGUACUUUACCAUCGAGGUCAUGUAAUUCUUUUACUAAGAAAAACUCUGUCGAUCCGUAUAGAAAACUAUUUGAAGACUACCAAAAUGAGUCAGACUUCAUGGAGAAAGGAUCAGAAUUGAGAAAAAGCAGAAAACGUUCAAACGAUGCUUCUUAUAAGGAUGAAAAUGUAUCCAACGUGCAAGAACUUGGUAAUGAAAAGAAAAAUGAAAGGAAUAAGGAAAGUAACAAGGAGGUGGAUUUAAAAGAGGAAUCACUUUCUAAUAAACGUGAAGUAUUAAUGGUGCUGCCGUGGGUAAAAAGAUCCAGCAGACCGCGGAGAGAAACGAUAGAUCAAGAGAAGAUCGGCAAGAAUAAUAAAGCGGAUAAGGUACAACCAUUUGUAUUGCAACAUCUAGACGGAUCUUACAACCCAAAGAACCCGAUAUCCAGUCAGAUCGAUGACGUCGAAAAAUCGCUGAUCCAGAAGAUACCACUUGAAAAAUUUACGGCGAAAGGGAAUAUUAACAGGAGGAAAAAUAUAAAGAGAAAUAAAAAGGACGAUGAUGGAUUGUCAUCGCUUCUACAGAAAAGCAUACCAAAGUUAGGGAACGUUGUAGUCAAUGGGUUAAAUAAAGCAGAGAAUUUUACUGGAUCGGUGGAACAGUUAAUUAUGAAUCUGGAUGAGAAGUUUAACAAUACUUUGAAAGAGGAACCACGAGGCAAUUCUACGAUGUCAGUUGACCCUGGUCAGAGUAUUUUUCACAAUGCGAUAGUGAACGUGAAGAAGUUUUUUAUAUUACUUAAUGGUAUCACUAAUAUUCUUCGAGAUAUCCAUAAUCCAUGA
Messenger RNA from Bombus pyrosoma, 7389 nucleotides. RefSeq lists its product as uncharacterized. The transcript is spliced from 11 exons. NCBI's taxonomy places the organism in Eukaryota, Metazoa, Arthropoda, Insecta, Hymenoptera, Apidae. Bases 82 to 7389 code for a protein of 2435 amino acids. Gene Ontology annotation, cellular component: extracellular matrix. The record is from RefSeq and is a predicted model, not a curated record.